CAGUAAGGGUGCUCUUCUGUCAACGAUCAAUCAAAACUUUUGCAGCUAAAAACAGCAUUGAAUUUAGUUUGUUUUUUUUUUUUUUUUUUGGAAAUUCCCAUUGAAUUGAAAAUGUCGACUGAUAAUUUAACAGCCAUUCUAUAUGGAGUAGAAGAUAUUCGCUUGGAACAACAACCAAUUCCAACGAUUCGUGAUGACCAAGUAUUAUUGAGAAUGGAUUCGGUGGGCAUUUGUGGUUCCGAUGUGCAUUAUCUUGUUCAUGGACGUAUUGGUGAUUUUAUUUUAAAAAAACCCAUGGUUAUUGGCCAUGAAUCAUCUGGAAUUGUCCAUAAAGUUGGUAAAUCAGUGAAACAUUUAAAAGUUGGUGAUCGUGUUGCAAUUGAACCGGGUGUUCCUUGUCGUUACUGUGAAAAUUGUAAAGCGGGAAAAUACAAUUUAUGCCCUGAUAUGGUUUUCUGUGCAACACCACCAGUGGAUGGAAAUCUUACACGAUACUAUGCGCAUGCAGCUGAUUUUUGCUUUAAAUUACCGGAUCAUGUGAGCAUGGAAGAGGGUUCUUUAUUGGAACCACUUGCCGUUGGCAUUCAUGCAUGUCGUCGUGCAUACGUUGGUCUUGGCACAAGAAUUUUAAUUCUGGGCGCUGGACCAAUCGGUUUAUCCGCAUUGAUUGCUGCAAGAUCAAUGGGCGCUGGAAAUAUCAUUAUCACUGACAUUGUACAGGAUCGCUUAGAUGUGGCCAAAGAAUUGGGCGCUACAUUCACACUUGUUGUUCCAAAAGAUGCAAGCGAAUCGGAUAUGGUUAAAAAAGUACAUGAAACACUUGGAUGUGCACCUGAUGUUUCGAUUGAUUGCAGCGGUUUAGAAACAACAAAUCGUUUGGCUAUACUUGGUACAAAAUCGGGUGGAUGUGUUGUUAUUGUCGGUUGUGGACCGUCAGAGGUUAAAGUGCCAUUGGUAAUGGGACUUACACGAGAAAUUGAUAUUCGCGGCGUUUUUCGAUACUGUAAUGACUAUUCAUCGGCAUUGGCAUUGGUUGCAAGCGGCCGAUUCAAUGUUAAAAAAUUGGUAACACAUCAUUUCGAUAUAACAGAAACCAAAGAGGCUUUCGACACCGCCAGAUAUAAUCGCGAUGGUGCCAUUAAAGUUAUGAUUCAUUGCACACCUCGUAAUGAAAAUAAUCCGACACCAUUUUAAAUGAAAAAAAAAAAAGAAAAAUCUGAGAAAAAAAUUACCACACAUAUUUGUUAAGAAAUAAAAAAAAAAUUAAUUUUAUCGCAUCUGUACAUUUACGUCAUUCGAAUUGUUAUUAAAUUGGUCAAUAAAUCUCUGUGAACGAUAACAAUAAUCAAAGUUUAAGGUCAGUGAGAUGUUUGUUUGAAUUUUUA
Molecule: messenger RNA, 1385 nt
Organism: Contarinia nasturtii (swede midge)
Lineage: Eukaryota; Metazoa; Arthropoda; Insecta; Diptera; Cecidomyiidae
Gene: Sodh2
Product: sorbitol dehydrogenase
Exons: 2
Coding region: 112-1194 (360 amino acids)
Biological process (GO): D-sorbitol catabolic process
Molecular function (GO): L-iditol 2-dehydrogenase (NAD+) activity; zinc ion binding
Source: RefSeq, a predicted model, not a curated record